Messenger RNA from Pestalotiopsis fici W106-1, 876 nucleotides. RefSeq lists its product as uncharacterized. The transcript has a single exon. The coding region runs from base 1 to 876 and encodes 291 amino acids. NCBI's taxonomy places the organism in Eukaryota, Fungi, Ascomycota, Sordariomycetes, Amphisphaeriales, Sporocadaceae. The record is from RefSeq and is a predicted model, not a curated record.
AUGUCGUCCGUUCAGCUAUCUUUCUCUCUCCGCGUUUCUUCCGGCGUCAAGUCCGUCCAUUUGCUUGGAUCCUGGGACAACUACGUCGGCCAACUCCCGCUCGCCAAGGACAAGUCUUCCUCUAAGUCCGGCUCGUGGAAGGGCACAUUCAAGUUCUCAGGCACCCUUGAGGCUGGUCAGCGAUACUGGUACUACUACAUCAUCGAUGGCUACCACGUCUCGCACAACCCCAGUGAGGCCUCGACCGUCGAGCCCACCACUGGCCGUGCCCUGAACAUCCUUGACGUCCCCAAGGACAAGCACAGCAAGUCUUCCUCCAAGUCGCACAGCUCCUCCAAGAGCUCGUCAAAGCACUCGUCUUCCAAGGACAAGGACUCCAAGCACCGAUCUUCCAAGCGCAGCUCCCUCGCCGUUGACAUCCCCAAGGGCCGUCCUCUCUCCACCUCGCAGAUCAAGGCACCCAAGCCAAUCUCGCCUCAUGCCACCCGUCACAUCCUCGAUGCUGACUACUGCGACGAGGACACCAUUGAGGAGCUCACCGCCCGCUUCGGCAGUGCCGGUAUCGACGAGGAGGAGUUCAUCACCGACUUCUCCAGCUCUCCCGUCUCGUCGUCCGGAUCCAGCCUGUCCUACCGCUCCGACAGCUCUUCGCCCAACUCGUCGCUCUCCGGCUACAGCACACCCAGCUCCGACUGCAGCAACUGCACCUGCGAGCGCUACGGCAUCACUCGCAAGGGCGACCGUGUCAAGAUCGACUGUGGUGGUGCCCGAUGCGGUUACAGCGACUCUGAGAGCUCCUGCUCCAGCGGCGACGAGUCCGAGGAGGAGUACGUCUCCCAGGGCUCCCGCCGCAACGGCAUGGUCGUGCGUGCGUAA